Molecule: messenger RNA, 1854 nt
Organism: Nymphaea colorata (pocket water lily)
Lineage: Eukaryota; Viridiplantae; Streptophyta; Magnoliopsida; Nymphaeales; Nymphaeaceae
Product: NADPH-dependent aldo-keto reductase, chloroplastic-like
Exons: 8
Coding region: 213-1172 (319 amino acids)
Cellular component (GO): cytosol
Molecular function (GO): aldose reductase (NADPH) activity
Source: RefSeq, a predicted model, not a curated record
AAUAGGAAAACGUGAAACUAAAUUCUAGAAGCUUCGGCGCUGCUGACGGAAGAAGGUGGAGAGGAGAGCAGAAUCGAGAGGUUUGGAUUUCGGAGGCGCCCACUGUCGGCACUCAUUUGCUUUCUGCCACUCCUCUCUUCUCUUCGUCUUCUCCCUUCAUUUUGGCGACUUAUUUCGAUCAAAGAAACACUCGUCCUGUUCCGGUUUCUUAGAUGGCGGAAGGGAACAGCGAUGGUCCUCUCUUCGUUGAAUUGAAUACUGGAGCGAAAAUGCCGUCGAUCGGCCUCGGAACGUGGCAAUCCGAGCCUGGACUCGUCGGCAACGCUGUGGAAGUUGCUGUCAAGGGUGGAUAUAGACAUAUUGAUUGUGCCCGAAUCUACAACAACGAGAAAGAGAUUGGGGUUGCCUUAAGGAAGCUGAUUGAGAAAGGUGCUGUAAAGCGUGAAGAUUUGUGGAUUACGUCCAAACUUUGGAAUAGCGAUCAUGCACCUGAGGAUGUACCUGCUGCACUGGAUAAAACAUUACAAGAUUUGCAGCUGGAUUACGUUGACCUUUACCUAAUCCAUUGGCCACUAUGGACCAAAAGGACUGCUGGCGCUUCGGAUCCUAAAAACUUCUCUGCUUCUCAUAUUCCUAGUACAUGGAAGGCCAUGGAGAAAUUAUAUGAUUCUGGCAAGGCACGUGCAAUUGGUGUGAGCAAUUUUUCUUCAAAGAAACUGGGGGAAUUGCUAUCAUAUGCAAGGAUCCCACCAGCUGUAAACCAAGUAGAAUGCCAUCCUGGAUGGCAACAAACAAAACUUCGAGCCUUUUGUCAAGAAAAAGGCAUUCACUUAUCUGCUUAUUCUCCACUAGGUUCACCAGGAUCGACAUGGCUUAAGGACAAUAAUGUCUUAAAGCACCCAAUCCUGAAUAUGGUCUCAGAGAAACUGGGCAAAACACCAGGACAAGUUGCUUUACGAUGGGGACUGCAGAAUGGGCAAAGCGUACUUCCUAAAAGCACCAAUGCAGCUAGGAUUGUGGAAAAUUCUGAUAUUUUGGAUUGGUCUAUCCCAAAUGACUUGUUCUCCAAAUUCUCCCAAAUAGAACAGCGGCGGCUAAUUCGAGGUGAAUUUAUUGUUCACGAGCUUGGCCCUUACAAAAGCGUGGAGGAGCUAUGGGACGGAGAGAUCUGACUUAAUUGUCCCAAACGUUGCAGCUUCUUUACCGCGUCUUAUGGUUUCCGAGAUGAACUCCUCUUGUUUGCUGGUGAACUGAUUAUUAUUGUUAUUAUGAAUCUAUUUGGAUGGCUUUCGGGUUGUCACUCCACAUUCCAUCGACCAUUUUUUUUUUAUUUUUAUUGAGAUUGAAAUUAGAACUGUUUCUGGGCUUAUGGUUUUCUAGCUUGCAAAAAAUUUAGAACCAGUGGAGCAGGUCUGCAUCACAUGCCACCACGCCCAUGAAUCAUGUAUGGCAUCAGGACAUGUUCGAGCAGGGUUGAUUUAACUUGGUCUAUUGCAUAUUUGUACUGCAUGGAGUUUGAAAUAUCCCUUCUACGGCUUACUUUUGUGCUGGAAGCUUACAACCUUGUUUUUCCUUUUCCUUUUAGCGACGUUGAAGAACCGCCAAUGAUUGAAUCACCUUGGAUCAAUCUCUCUCGAUCAUAUGUCUAGAUUGUUGAGGCUUUUGAUCAUACCGGGAGCAGACUAUAUGUCUUCUGAAAUCAUAUUCCCCAAGGAAAAGGAACAUUCAUGUCUUAUUUUGGUGAAAGGUGAUCACCGCUUUUCUUGUAAAUAUGGCUUGGCGUAGUGCUUGUGGGGUUGUAAAUAAUUUUGUUCAUAUGAUAACUGUCCACAUAAUAAUAAUUGUUCACACUUA